Pseudophryne corroboree (corroboree frog) is the source of this 1499-nucleotide messenger RNA. It is a transcript of the gene HMCES, whose product is annotated as 5-hydroxymethylcytosine binding, ES cell specific. Lineage: Eukaryota; Metazoa; Chordata; Amphibia; Anura; Myobatrachidae. Gene Ontology annotation, biological process: DNA damage response. The transcript has 7 exons. The record is from RefSeq and is a predicted model, not a curated record. Bases 147 to 1151 code for a protein of 334 amino acids. Gene Ontology annotation, molecular function: single-stranded DNA binding.
CCUCCCCUCUGAGGCUGUGUGGAGAUAUAUAAUAUUGCUCCCGCCAGCAGCAGCCGCGGCUGUGGGGAGGAGACAUGGCGCAGUGACUGUUCCUGAGCUGUUAGUGUACCCCUGUCCCGUCACAGUCUGUACAAAGCUAUUACACGAUGUGUGGACGCACUGCUUGCACUCUGGCACCGGAGGAGGUCUGCAAAGCUUGUGAAUAUCAAGACAAGCAGGGCCAAAGGAAAAGUCCGCAGUGGAGGGACGGCGAUUCGGACAAGUACCAUCCAUCGUAUAACAAGAGUCCCCAGUCCAACAGCCCCGUCCUGCUGUCUCUGAGGCAUUUUCAGAAGGAUGCGGACUCUUCCGAGCGGGUUCUCGCCUCCAUGCGCUGGGGUCUCAUCCCCUCCUGGUUCACUGAAACAGACCCAUCGAAAAUACAGUAUAAGACCAACAAUUGCCGCAGCGAUACCAUGACGCAGAAGACGUUAUACAAGGGGCCCCUUUCCAAAGGCAGGAGGUGUGUGGUUCUUGCAGAUGGAUUCUAUGAGUGGAGAAGACAGGACAGCGAGAAACAGCCGUACUAUAUCUACUUCCCACAGAUCAAAGCUGAACAGUCUGCAGAUGCAAAGGACGGUACCGACGGAGAUAGCUGGAGGCUGCUCACUAUGGCCGGACUGUUUGAUUGUUGGCAGCCGCCCAAUGGGGGAGAGCCUCUCUAUUCCUACACGAUCAUCACAGUGGAUUCAUCCAAGAGCAUGAACUGGAUUCAUGACCGGAUGCCGGCUAUACUGGACGGCGAUGAGGAAAUCCGGAAGUGGCUGGACUUUGGGGAGGUUCCUGCUAAUGAAGCUUUUACGCUUAUUCGCCCUAUUGAAAAUAUCACCUAUCACCCUGUAUCCAGUAUAGUGAACAACUCUCGAAACAACAGCCCAGAAUGCACUGUGGCUAUUAUUCUGAACAGAAAAAAGGAGCCAACUCUUAGCGCCAGUGGUAAAAAUAUGUUGCUCUGGUUACAAAAUAAAUCUCCAAAGAAAGAACAACCAGAAGGUCUUAAAUCACCAAAACUUUCUCAGUUUGCUGUGUCGCCCAAGAAGACCAGUGCAGGAUUAAUGCAUCAGUGGCUGAAGAUAGAAGGGGAGCCCUCUCCUAAAAGGCCAAAGAGAUAACUAUAUGUCUUUCCAGGUCACUACAAUUCUAAACAUGUUUCAUAAAGUUUAUAUAGUUCCGUAUUGAGUCUUUUUUAAAGCUGAACAAUUACAGGUAUAUUCAUACCUCUCAAUGUUUAACUGGACAGAGUAAGCCUUGACCCAACCAAACCCAUGCCCCUGAUUUGCUGAGACAUGGCCAGUUUCUAAUGAACGCCACGCAGCUCUGAUAAUACCCAGGCUAUUAUGGGGCCUUAAUCUUUAUAGUUAUUGCAUUAACAUGAUAUCCUGAUACUGUAUCAUGCUUUGGUUAUGGAUGUUUAAUAAAGUUUUGAUAUAUACAAAAAAAAAAAAAAACUUACAUUCUUA